Molecule: messenger RNA, 1286 nt
Organism: Vitrella brassicaformis
Lineage: Eukaryota; Vitrellaceae
Source: the annotation of a GenBank genome assembly
GGGCGUGAUAAUGACUCUGAUCGGCAUUUUCUGGUACACCCAUCUGAAGCUCCAAGCAGCCUCCGAGCCCAAACAGAGCAAAUCGCCCCACCAACAGAACAAACUUGUCAACAAGGACGGCGCCCACAAGGAGGAGCGUGAGCUAACGGAAAGGGACCACAGCAACGUCUCGACCGAGGCGGGCUCCCCUUUGGCCAACGACGAGGAGCUGGGGGGCUCCAGCGACGAAGACACACAGAUGCUGAUCGCACACCACAGGGGGGAGGGGGGCAUCAGCCCACACGGCGGCCCGGGGAGGGAGAAAUGAAUAACCUGCCUUCGGUUGACCGAGCGAUGGACACUAGGAAGGUGCUGGCUGGCUGGUUGGCUGGUUGAUGAGACAGGGGAGGGGGGGAGGGGGGGAGGGAGGGAAGGGUGUUUGCUGUGUAUAUACAUGACAUGCACAUGGAUAUCUAACGACUGACUGACUGACUGACUGUGUAUACGUACGGAUGCCUGUUGGCUGCAAUGCAAUUGGGGGCGGCGUGACGGACGGACGGAUGGAUGGAUGGAUGGCCGGAGCGACCAAUUCAAUCGGGAUGGAGGGAGGGUGGUCUAUGUAGCUAUCCAGUGACCGCACUGGCAGACAGACAGACAGGGUGGGGAAAGUGAUCCGUGAGUACUAUGUAUGUAUGUAUGUAUGUAUUGAUAAGUCGGCAGGCAUUGCGCUGAAUGGGCCGCAUUAAUUGCCGCGUUUUUCUGUUGUCGAUCGACACAAACAAACAAACUUGGAUACCUACCUACUUGUACUUGUCCGUCCAUGUAGCUAGGCGAUCUGCUCACUCACUGGCUCCUUCCUUGUCUGUCUGUCUAUGCUCUGCUGCGCUGUGUAUCUCUCUAUCUACUUCUGCCCGUCCUCCCAGGCUGCUGGCAGCUAUGUGGGUGUGCGGAUACACUCACUGGCGGCUGCAAGUUAGCUAGCUACAGAGUCUGUGAGAGUGUGUGUGUGGGCAGUGCACUGGUGGGAGGGAGGGAGGCGUGUGUAUCUUUCCACCUGCAAAGCCAUCCAGCUCCUUUCCUGCCUGCCUGCCUGCCUGCCUGCCUGUCUGCCUAACCUGACGUGGGGGGGAAGUUUGUACUCGUGUGUGGGUGUGAGUACGGAUCGGACCUGCCGACUCUAUCUAUCAUGUGGAUGCCUUCAUUCCACAUGAACGUUCGUUCGUAUGCGUGCGCCUACGUGUCUGCCGUGUGCUCCUGCACACGCGCACUCACGAAAUUCGCAAACCCUACGCAUAAUUAGGGUUUGG